This is a messenger RNA of Pisolithus orientalis, 948 nucleotides long. Its product is annotated as integral membrane protein DUF106-domain-containing protein. The transcript is spliced from 6 exons. Gene Ontology annotation, biological process: protein folding in endoplasmic reticulum. The coding region runs from base 41 to 865 and encodes 274 amino acids. The record is from RefSeq and is a predicted model, not a curated record. NCBI's taxonomy places the organism in Eukaryota, Fungi, Basidiomycota, Agaricomycetes, Boletales, Pisolithaceae. Gene Ontology annotation, cellular component: EMC complex; membrane.
CAACUCCUCCGAGUCCUACGUUGAAGGUGUGGUCAUCGUCAUGUCUGCUGACGCCCCCGCAUCGCUGUAUCUUGACCCUCAGAUACGUGAUUGGGUUCUUUUCCCAAUCACACUAGUUAUGAUCCUUGUCGGCGUGCUACGGCAUUAUGUAGUUGUCCUUCUUCAGCCGCCACCAAAGAAACUUUCAAGGGCGGGCGUCCGUGAACAGCGUGCACUAGCCCGUUCCCAAAUCCUGCGAGCCACAUCUUCCAAGUCUCUAAUUCCCCCAGCUUAUCACAAAGCCCUGUCUCAAUACCUUUCAGACGCGUUCAAGGAUGGCGUAUACCUCAAAGAUGGUCCACCAAACGGUGAUGCAGCGUCGUCCGCCGCGAACGCGCUGACAGAUCCAGCGGCUAUGGAUGGCAUGAUGGCAGGGAUGAAAACCCAAAUGGUCAUGAUGGUGCCACAGAUGAUCAUAAUGGGCUGGAUUAAUUUUUUCUUCCAAGGCUUCGUACUGAUCAAACUCCCAUUCCCAUUGACUUUUGGAUUCAAGUCGAUGCUUCAACGUGACAUUGAAGCCCCGGAUAUGGACGUCAAAUGGGUAUCGUCACUAUCAUGGUAUUUUCUCAAUCUCUUCGGGUUGAAUGGCUUCUACCGGCUUUUUCUUGGCGGUGACAAUUCCGCUGAUUCUUCCCGCGAUUUGACGAUGUCUCCAUUUGCUUCCGCGGGUACAACCCAAUUAAGCCAGCCACAAGACUUUGCCAAACUCUUCAAGGCCGAGCGUGACAAUCUAGAACUUUCGGAAGGACAAUAUACCUGGGUCGGCGAAGAUUUAGAUUUAAAGGUACUCCGAAAAUAUGGAAAGCUGCCUCCAAGAUUGGAUUAGAUAGUGUUACCUUGUGGUCAUCGGGGUGUCUGUCAAGACAAUAUUACUAAGUGCGAGAACAGUGAGAUACAGCUACACCACUG